AUGGCUCGUCCUCGAGCUGCAUCAGGAGCAGAUGCGCCGAAAGAGCCCCAUGCUUCCUACGGUAAAUGGCACCCUCUGGCAUUGGGUUUCUCUUCAUCAAGUCUGAUCAAUCUGGCCAGCCUGUCUCGACCAUCCUUGUCCUACCAGUCUCCUCUCCCCGCGGCCAACACCAAAAUCUCUCCUCAAGCUUCACUAAGCUUUCCAUCGUCCCGAACGGAUAACCAAUUCAUUCUCACACCUCUUCUCACCCUCCCCCCGUCAUUUGGAUCAGUAUAUGUCGGCGAAACGUUUGCUUGCACCCUUAGCGCAAACAAUGAAAUCUACAAAGACGACACAGACCGAGUGGUGACCUCGGUCCGGAUAGUUGCCGAGAUGCAGACGCCUUCCUCAGUCGCUGCUCUCGACCUCGAACCCACUGCCGAUCCUGCACAAUCAGAAGGCCUUCGAGUUGGCGAGUCACUUCAGAAAAUCUUGCGCCACGAUCUCAAGGAAGAAGGCAAUCACAUCCUGGCCGUCAGCGUCAGUUACACCGAGACGCGGAUCGGCGAGAACGCCCAAGCUGCUAGCGGUCGCGUUCGCACUUUCCGGAAAUUAUAUCAAUUUGUCGCACAGCCCUGCCUCAGUGUGCGUACCAAGGCGUCCGAGCUUUCGCCGUUGGAGGUUGAGAAUAAAUCCUUGGGUCCUUACGGAAAGUCAAGAUUGCUACGCUUUGCACUUGAAGCGCAGGUGGAAAAUGUGGGAGAUGGUACAGUCGUUGUCAAGCAUACGCGGCUCAAUCCCAGGCCACCUUUCAAAUGCCAGUCACUUAAUUGGGAUGUAAGCACCUCCGAUUCCUCCUCAGCCGGGCCACCCACACUCAACCCUCGGGACGUGCUUCAAGUUGCCUUUCUUGUAGAACAAGAAGAAGGUCGUACGGACGGGCUUGAAGCUCUGCAAAAAGAUCUUCGACGGGAUGGUCGUGCUAUAUUAGGCCAAUUAUCAAUCGAAUGGCGCGGCGCUAUGGGAGACAAGGGGUUCCUUACAACGGGCAACCUCAUGAGUCGAAGACGCACUUGA
This is a messenger RNA of Penicillium diatomitis, 1056 nucleotides long. RefSeq names its product trafficking protein particle complex subunit 13. NCBI's taxonomy places the organism in Eukaryota, Fungi, Ascomycota, Eurotiomycetes, Eurotiales, Aspergillaceae. The transcript has 4 exons. Gene Ontology annotation, cellular component: TRAPPIII protein complex. Bases 1 to 1056 code for a protein of 351 amino acids. The record is from RefSeq and is a predicted model, not a curated record.